Glossina fuscipes is the source of this 3320-nucleotide messenger RNA. RefSeq lists its product as uncharacterized. The coding region runs from base 679 to 3264 and encodes 861 amino acids. NCBI's taxonomy places the organism in Eukaryota, Metazoa, Arthropoda, Insecta, Diptera, Glossinidae. The transcript is spliced from 10 exons. The record is from RefSeq and is a predicted model, not a curated record.
UGUAUGAGUUUUCACAAGCAGUGCUAACAAUCACCGAACAACUUAAAGUUAGUCGUACAUUGACAGCAUCAGUUUUUCAGUUAUUUGGCAAGUAAACGCAUCGCUGUUAAAAACUUUAACGGAGAUUGAUUUUUACAAUUCUUCGCAGUCUCGCGGCGAUUAACGCAACAACAAACAAAGAAAAAAAAAGAUUUAAAAAAAAUUUUUUCUUUUUUUUUUUUUUCUCUAAAACUAAAAAAUAAUCUCAAAAAAAGUAAAGCAAAAUUACUGGCAUACUGUCUCGUCCGGUCAGAUGACGGACGGACUUGUGUUAAGUGAGUGCGUUUUGUUUCGAAAAAAGCUAAAAGCAAUGCAUGUGAGAGAAAUUCCAUUAAGAAAAUCAUGUUCAAAUUACGACAAUUAAGUAAGAAAAAGAAGUCAAACCGCAUACAAUCAAAAAAUCUGCAUACGUCACUUAAUAAAUUGAAAAUCACGGUUCGCUUUCAUAUAACUUUUAACAAACGAAAAUUCGAUUGCAAAGAACUUUUCUAACACUUGAGUGCAACUUUGGUUAAUUAAGAAAAAAGUUUUUUCUUUGCUUUUUUUCAAACUUGUGGAAUACAUAUCGGAAUAUGUGGAAAAGUUAUGAAUGAAAAUUGAAAAAGGAAUGCAUUAAAAAGGCAAAAGAAAAACAAAAAAAUGUGCAAAAAAAUGCAAAAACGUUUAAGGCGAAUACAGAGUAAUACAAAUCUUAUAACAUACUCUACGUUGAAAGCCAACGUAGAUAUGACGCGAACAAAAGAACACCAGCACACUGUGAUGACCAAAAUUGUCCAUAUAUGGACCGGUAAAGAAGGAAAAAAUUAUUCCAGCUUUCAGAAGAUGAAUAAUAACAGAAAUUGUUGGAGUGAAAGAAGGACCGGAUUAAGUAGAAAAUGUCGCUAUCAUCAUAGUUGGUUACUGUUGCCUUUAGUAUUUUCAAUAGUAAUCGAGGCCAGAUUAAAUGCAGAGAAAGUAAACAUUCUUAGUUUAUCAACAACGACGACAUCUUCCAUUGACUAUCAGCGUAGUAAUAAUAUAAACUCAUCGACAAAUUUAUUGCCGUCAGAAAUCCUAUCUAAUGCAACUAAUGCAACCAUUCCCACGAACGACUGGCUACGCAAUGAUUCUCUCGCACAUCAAACUGCAUAUCAAACAGUUAACGCAUUUAAUAAAGCAAAGAGCCGUCUUGGUGGUGGUGGCGGUGGUGAUGGGAGUGAUUCAAUAUUCGCGCGCUUUGCCAAGCGUUUCGCAUCCGGUAACGAACUCUGGGACGGUAUUGUACGCGAAUGUUAUACAAAACCUAGUUUUACUUGUUUUCAAAAGAAUGUUUACGUUUAUCUAAGCGACGUCUUAGAUGCCAAAGACAUGAAUGUUACACAAGCAUUGAAAUUCUACCACAACACAAAUAAUUAUCAGAAAAAAACAGCAUCCAAACAUGGCGGGGAAAAGGAGCAGUUGUACUCCACUGAAGCUUCAGCAGCCAAAGAUUAUUCCGAUUCUAAUGCAGAUGGCGAUAGCAACACAUUGGAUAAUGAAAUAUUCGCCAACGCGAGACGAAAUCAUUUCUCUGCAGAUGAAACGACGGAAGGAGCGGAAAUAGCCGAAACAGCGGAAACACCGAUUGAAGAGGUGACAAAUGCUUUGUAUGAGAAGAGCAUAAAAUUUGCUAUAACCCACGACGUGGAAUUGAAGUUACCCGAAAUAUUAUUCGACGGCGCUACAUUUCGUAUAUCUCCGCGUUCUCUCGAGGGCAAUGGAAUGGUUGCGAAGCUGGAAUUAAUACCCAGGCAACAAAUUGAGGCACGUUUGGCGGGAAAAAUUCUCAUGAAAAAAAUACAGAAACUCUUUCAGAGCAAGUUGUUGUUGUCAUUUUUAGCUUUAAUAUUGAUCAUAAAAAUUAUAAAAAUUAAAAUCUUCUGGCUGUUGCCCUUCAUUAUUGGUGUGACUGCCGCUAAAAAGUUGUUGCUGAAGUUUUUAUUGUUUCUGUUUCCUGCACUAUCGCAUCUCUUUAAAUUGUGUUCAUACUAUCAGCAAACAUAUCACUCUACAAAAUAUCAUCAUCAUCAUCAUUUGAUUAAUCAUCAUCAUACGAUUGUACCAGCUUGGCAUAGCGCUGAACAUGUGCCAGAAAUUAUUUAUACAUCUCCCCCCAAAGGUCAUGUUUCCACAUAUUUGCAUGGGGCGCCGCCCCCUCCUCAUGAAUCGUACAAACCCAAUUCGCACGAUCACUACGAUGGCAGCUGGGAGCUUUCGGGACCCGGUUUAGGAUCAGAAUUUAUAAACGAUAUAAAUCGUGUAGCACAUGUCGAUGAAAGUUCAGAUUAUUUUAAACCACACCUUAAAAACGAUGUGAAUGAAUUGAAUGAUUGGGGUUUGGGUACAACACAAGCCAGUCUAAGCCCCAAGCAACAAGUACAACAGAAACAAAAACAUCCAAUAAAAAGAAAGCAGCAAACGGUCACACAACUACCACGAUUACCUAUAACGAGUGUAUUACAUAAACCACCACCAUCCUCAGCACAACCACAAAAUUUUCAAAAACCCCAGGCCACUAGUCAAGCAUUCAAUCCAUUUUUACAAAACGAUCACAAGCAAAGCGGCUACGGCCACAAAUAUAAAAACAACGUACCCGCUCAGUCGGCUCUUAAUUCUGUGUAUGCAGCGCCUGUUCACAUGCAAGGAUCACAUAAACCGCAACUGCAAAACACACCACUAUCGGCUGCUGCCCAAAUUAUUGCUCAAUAUGAUCCAAAUCGAAAUCAGCAGCAACAACAUUUACAGAAUUCUAUUCAAACUAAAACUGUUCUAACGCCGGAAAUUGCUGCGCAAUUAAAGGAAGCCUUGCGUAUACAAACUGAGCAAAGGCUCAUACAACAGCAACAAAAAAUUUUGGACAAACAACCAUUCGCCCAGGACGGUCAGCCUUUGAUGCCGCUCAAUUAUGACCAGUUCUACAGUCCCAUUUUGCUGAAAAUUGACAAAGUCAUUGAACAACUUGGCGUUACAGAUGACUUGUGCAAAGAGCGACUCGUGUGCAGUAUGUACAAGGAUCCCGCACGUUACAGUCCACACAGUAAUUUCGUAUCGGCAGAAUUGAGCAGAGAUACGAGCGAAUUAGCCCCAGUGAAGAAUACGAACGCUGCAGUGAUACGCUUUUUCCGUUUGAUACAAGCGGCCCGGGACGGUCAAGAUCAGAAAGAUUGCUUACGUUUAUACCCGAAUUGUAAUAUCAAUACGGAAUAGACCAGACGGGUGAUUCGACGGAUACGAAUGCGUAUUUUUGCAAAAAUAGUCUGACU